Molecule: messenger RNA, 1305 nt
Organism: Lepus europaeus (European hare)
Lineage: Eukaryota; Metazoa; Chordata; Mammalia; Lagomorpha; Leporidae
Gene: TWIST1
Product: twist family bHLH transcription factor 1
Exons: 2
Coding region: 101-721 (206 amino acids)
Biological process (GO): regulation of transcription by RNA polymerase II; developmental process
Molecular function (GO): DNA-binding transcription factor activity, RNA polymerase II-specific; RNA polymerase II transcription regulatory region sequence-specific DNA binding; protein dimerization activity
Source: RefSeq, a predicted model, not a curated record
CGGGCCGGCGCCGCGCGCUGGGGGAAGCUGGCGGGCUGAAGAGCCCGGCUCUGCUCCUCUGCCCCCGGGGCCCGCGAGGCCGCGCGCCGCCGCCCGAGAGAUGAUGCAGGACGUGUCCAGCUCGCCAGUCUCGCCGGCCGACGACAGCCUGAGCAACAGCGAGGAGGAGCCGGACCGGCAGCAGCCGCCGAGCGGCAAGCGCGGGGGGCGCAAGCGGCGCAGCAGCCGGCGCAGCGCGGGCGGCGGCGCGGGGCCCGGCGGGGCCGCGGGCGGGGGCGUCGCAGCCGGCGAUGAGCCCGGCAGCCCGGCGCAGGGCAAGCGCGGCAAGAAGUCUGCGGGCUGCGGCGGCGGCGGCGGUGGCGGCGGCGCGGGCGGCGGCGGCGGCGGCAGCAGCAGCGGCGGCGGGAGCCCGCAGUCGUACGAGGAGCUGCAGACGCAGCGGGUCAUGGCCAAUGUGCGGGAGCGCCAGCGCACGCAGUCGCUGAACGAGGCGUUCGCCGCGCUGCGGAAGAUCAUCCCCACGCUGCCCUCGGACAAGCUGAGCAAGAUCCAGACGCUCAAGCUGGCCGCCAGGUACAUCGACUUCCUGUACCAGGUCCUGCAGAGCGACGAGCUGGACUCCAAGAUGGCAAGCUGCAGCUACGUGGCCCACGAGCGGCUCAGCUACGCCUUCUCGGUCUGGAGGAUGGAGGGGGCCUGGUCCAUGUCCGCGUCCCACUAGCAGGCGGAGCUCCCCACCCCCUCGGCAGGGCCCGGAGCCCUAGAUGUCCUUGUGUCCAGAGGAGGAGAGAAUGGACAGUCUAGAGACUCUGGAGCUGGAUAACUAAAUAAUAAAUAUCUAUGCCAAAGAUUGUCUUGGAGAUUAGAAGAGCAGAACCCAAAUUCAAAGACACAGGGCGUGGGGCGCACUUUUAAGAGAGAAAGCGAGACAGGCCCGUGGACAGUGAUGGCCAGAUGCGCAGCGGCACCAUCCUCUACAUUCUGAUAGAAGUCUGAACAGUUGUUUGUGUUCCUUUGUGUUUCUGUUUUGUUUUUGUUUUUUGGGGCUUUUUUUUUUGACGAAGAAUGUUUUUAUUUUUAUUUUUUUCAUGCAUGCAUUCUCAAGAGGUCGUGCCAAUCAGCCACUGAAAGGAAAGGCAUCGUCACGGACUUUUCUCUAUUUUAAAAUGGUAACGAUCAGAGGAAUUUUAAGAACACCUUUAGAAAUAAAAAAAAAAAUACUGGGAUCAAACUGGCCUGCAGAAACCAUAGUCAGUUAAUUCCGUUUUUCGUUCUUCCUCUGAGGGAAAAAAAAAAAACUUAAAA